Molecule: messenger RNA, 1392 nt
Organism: Penicillium chermesinum
Lineage: Eukaryota; Fungi; Ascomycota; Eurotiomycetes; Eurotiales; Aspergillaceae
Product: MmgE/PrpD family protein
Exons: 3
Coding region: 1-1392 (463 amino acids)
Molecular function (GO): lyase activity
Source: RefSeq, a predicted model, not a curated record
AUGGCCACACAACGCCUCGCGACUUGGGCACAAGCUCUUACCUACCCGGAUCUCCCGCAUGAGGUCAGUCAUGCCGCCGUCCGCAGCUUUUACAACUGGGUCGGCUGUGCGAUCGGCGGCAGUCAACACGAAGCCACUACCAUCGCACGUAACUCUUUGUCGCCUUUUUUUGGAGCCCCUACAUCGAGCUUGCUGGGUCACCACGGCAUUCAAAUCGACGCCCAGCACGCUGCGCUCAUCAAUGGCAUAGCGUCCCAUGUCCACGACUAUGAUGAUACCCAUCUCGAUACAAUCAUCCAUCCCACCGGGCCCGUCGCAAGCGCCCUUCUUGCAGUUGCCGAAUGGAAAAAGGGAGUUUCCGGCGAAGACUUCAUCGUGGCUCUUGUAGCGGGAAUCGAAGCGGAGUGUAAGGUCGGGCUAACUGUUUGGCCAGAACACUACGACGUUGGCUGGCAUAUCACCUCCUCAGCAGGCAGCAUCGGUGCUGCCGUAGCUGUCUCCAAAAUCCUCCGCCUAUCAACCGUGCAAACCUCGCACGCCAUCGGGCUAGCGGCUACGCAGGUGAUUGGGCUCCGCGAGAUGUUUGGUUCGCACACCAAAUCCUUUCAUCCCGGUCGCGCGGCACAAUGUGGCCUGUUGGCUGCUGUAUUGGCUGAAAACGGCUACACCAGCAGCGAGAAGGCUCUGGAGGCCAACCGUGGCUGGGCCAACGUGGUUGGGGCGACCAAGGCAGAUGCAGCACAAAAUCUGGACCGAUGGUUGAGUGUGAAUGGCCCGGACGGCCUCGCCAGUACAGGAUCUCAAGUUGGCCGUUGGGAAAUCUUGCGGAACAGCUUCAAGCCUUUUCCUUGUGGCAUUGUCAUCCAUCCUAUUAUUGAUGCUUGUAUUCAGCUGCGUCGAGAGAUCGGAGAAGACAACGCCAACCCGCAGAGCAUAAAAUCAGUUACAGCAAAGGUGCACCCCUUGGUUCUGGAGCUUACCGGGAAGAAAACCCCAAAAGACGGCCUAGAAGGGAAAUUCAGCGUCUACCACAGUGGUGCGUGUGGCCUUCUAUUUGGCAAGGCUACACCAGCCGAGUAUGCAGACGGUGUGGUGCGUGAUCCCAAGGUGAUUGCACUUCGAGAUCUCAUUACGGCUGAGAUCCAUCCCACCUUGAUGCCAGAGCAAGCAACCGUUACUGUUGCGCUCAAGGAUGGGCGGACAUUCACCAAGGACAUCACAAAUGCCGUUGGAAGCCUCGAGGUGCCUUUGAGCGACGAAAUGUUAGAAACGAAGUUCAUUGGUCAGUGCAUGCCUGUGCUGGCGGGUCAAGUUCAUCGCGCUAGCGAGGCAUGCUGGGCUAUAGAGACAUCGGACGACAUCGCUGAUAUCGUUCAAUUCUUGAGACUUUGA